Molecule: messenger RNA, 3461 nt
Organism: Setaria italica (foxtail millet)
Lineage: Eukaryota; Viridiplantae; Streptophyta; Magnoliopsida; Poales; Poaceae
Product: probable LRR receptor-like serine/threonine-protein kinase At1g67720
Exons: 15
Coding region: 420-3194 (924 amino acids)
Biological process (GO): protein phosphorylation
Molecular function (GO): ATP binding; protein kinase activity
Source: RefSeq, a predicted model, not a curated record
AAUUUGAUUAGAUUCGACGAUCUGAUUUGCCAUCUGGAGCUGCAUUUCGCACGGAAUCCCACCCGCCACCCCGUCCGGUCGUCUUCUUCAGGCAGCAGUCGUCGUCUCCCCUCUGGAACUCUGGAUUCUUUUUAUUUAUUUAUUACAGCAUGUCCUAAUCGACCACUUUAUUAGUUGUUAAAGACGAGCUUACUAAUGAAGAUGGAGCAGUAGAAAAGCUGGAUUUCAUCUCCUUCCUCCUGUUCGUCUUGUCCAUUUCUUUUUCCGAGUACAAGUGGAGUGAGCAGGUGGAAUCCAAACUCCUCAGGCAGAGGCAGGCGAUAGAUCCUCAGGCCUCUGGCUCUGGGGAAGGGAAAGGGAAGAAGCGCUCGCUGCUUUGGGGCGGGGAAGGGGAGCCCCAUCCCCGUGCGGUUGCCUGUAUGGCUUCCUCCUUCACCGCCGCCGCUCUCCUCCUCUUCUUCCACUUCCAGCUCCUUGCGCCGCCGUCCGCUGCGCAGCCUGGUUUCAUUAGCUUGGACUGUGGGGGAGCUCGUGAUCACACAGAUGCCAUCGGGAUCCAGUGGACCUCCGAUGCUUCCUUCGUCUCCGGUGGCCAGGCAGCACAAUUGCUGGUCCAGAAUGGCCUGCGGAGCCAGCAGUUCACUACCGUGCGCUAUUUCCCAGCAGACAACAGGAAGUACUGCUACACCAUGAACGUCAGGAACAGGACGCGCUACCUCGUCAGAGCCACUUUCCUCUAUGGUAACUUCGACAAUAGCAAUGUCUACCCAAAGUUCGACAUCUCCCUAGGAGCGUCUCCCUGGUCCACCAUUGUCAUCGAUGACGCUACCACCCCCGUCGUUGAGGAAGCAACUAUCCUGGCUGCUGCUCCCACGCUCAGCGUCUGCCUCUCCAAUGCCAGCACAGGACAGCCCUUCAUCUCCACUCUCGAACUCCGCCAAUUCAACGGUUCACUCUACUACACCACUGAUGAGACACGCUUCUUUCUUGCGCUGUCUGCAAGGAUAAAUUUUGGAGCCGAAAGCAAUGAUUCUGUCAGAUACCCUGAUGACCCGUUUGAUAGAAUCUGGGAAUCUGAUUCUGUGAGGAGAGCAAAUUACCUUGUUGAUGUUGCUCCGGGGACUGAAAGAAUAUCAACUACAAAGCCCGUAUUUGUCGGUACCAAUGAAGAACCACCUGAAAAGGUCAUGCAAACAGCAGUAGUUGGCCAAGAUGGGUCCUUGAACUACCGCCUUGAUUUGGAAGGUUUCCCAGCAAAUGCAUGGGGAGUAUCAUAUUUUGCAGAAAUUGAAGAUUUGGCACCAAAUGAAACGAGAAAAUUUAAGUUAGAUGUCCCUGGCAUGCCAGCACUCAGUAAACCAACUGUUGACGUGGAGGAGAAUGCUCAGGGCAAAUACCGUUUGUAUGAACCGGGCUACACGAAUUUGUCACUUCCGUUUGUUUUCUCCUUCGGGUUCAAGAAGACGGAUGAUUCUUCAAAGGGGCCUAUUUUGAAUGCCUUGGAGAUAUACAAAUAUGUCCAAAUUACUAUGGGAUCUCAAGAUGCAAAUAUCAUGGCCAGCAUGGUAUCACGGUAUUCACAAGCAGGUUGGGCACAAGAGGGUGGCGAUCCGUGCUUACCAGCAUCAUGGUCCUGGGUGCAAUGCAGUUCAGAAGAUGCUCCAAGGGUAUUCUCAAUCACAUUGUCUGGGAAGAACAUUACAGGAAGUAUCCCAGUGGAACUGACAAAGCUAUCAGGGCUGCUUGAGCUAAGGCUUGAUGGAAAUUCAUUUUCUGGCCAAAUUCCUGAUUUCAGCGAAUGCCAUAAUUUGCAGUAUAUUCACCUUGAGAACAAUCAGUUGACUGGUGAAUUGCCGCCUUCUUUGGGAGACCUACCUAAUUUGAAAGAACUGUAUAUCCAAAACAACAAGCUGUCUGGACAGGUUCCAAAAUCACUUUUCAAGAGAAGCAUUAUUUUGAACUUCUCAGGCAACAGUGGCCUUCACAUCGUAAACAGUGGUAUUAGCCACACCAUAGUUAUUAUAUGCGUGGUGAUUGGGGCCAUUGUGUUACUGGGUGCUGCUAUUGGAUGUUAUUUCUUUACAAGUAGGAGAAAGAAGAAACAUCAUGAAGACACAGUUGUUAUUGCAGCACCAGCAAAAAAACUUGGCUCAUAUUUUAGUGAAGUAGCUACAGAAUCAGCACACAGAUUUUCUUUAUCUGAAAUUGAAGAUGCUACUGACAAGUUUGAGAGAAGAAUUGGCUCUGGAGGGUUUGGCAUAGUAUACUAUGGAAAGUUGGCUGAUGGGAGAGAAAUUGCAGUCAAACUUCUCACAAAUGACUCUUAUCAAGGCAUCCGAGAAUUCUUGAAUGAGGUCACAUUGCUUUCCAGAAUACAUCAUAGACACCUGGUUACAUUCCUUGGUUACAGUCAGCAAGAUGGCAAGAACAUACUAGUGUACGAGUUCAUGCAUAAUGGGACACUGAAAGAGCACCUUCGUGGUACUGCUGAUGAAAAAAUAACUAGCUGGCUGAAGCGUCUUGAGAUUGCAGAAGAUGCUGCAAAAGGUAUAGAGUAUCUCCACACAGGAUGCUCCCCAACAAUUAUCCAUAGAGACCUCAAGAGCAGCAACAUUCUCCUUGACAAGAACAUGAGAGCUAAAGUUGCGGACUUUGGGCUAUCAAAACCUGCAGUGGAUGGGUCUCAUGUGUCAAGCAUAGUUCGAGGAACAGUGGGAUACCUGGAUCCAGAGUACUAUAUCUCGCAGCAGCUGACAGAGAAGAGCGACAUCUACAGCUUUGGUGUGAUUUUGCUGGAGCUCAUCUCAGGCCACGAGCCAAUCUCAAAUGACAACUUUGGGCUCAACUGCCGUAACAUUGUUGCGUGGGCUCGAUCGCACAUCGAGAGCGGCAACAUCCAUGCCAUCAUUGAUCAAUCUAUGGAUAGAGGCUAUGACCUGCAGUCGGUGUGGAAGAUCGCGGAGGUGGCAAUAAUGUGUGUGAAGCCCAAGGGUGCACAGAGGCCACCCAUCUCGGAGGUGCUCAAGGAGAUCCAGGACGCCAUUGCCAUCGAGCGGGGACCCCAGCACUCUGUCCAAAUCCAGCAGCAGCUGCUCCUGUCCAACAGCAACAGGUCCAUGUCCAUGGCUGAUUCCUCGUCCGCCAACAACAACCUGGACUUGGACGAGUUGCUGAUGCGCCCAGGUCUCAGAUGAAAUCCACACCCCCUGUAUAUGUAUGUAAUGGUAUGGAGCUGGAGAGAUGAAAUGUGCAAGGAUUUAUUAUGUUUAGGUAGCAAGGAAGGAGGAAAUCAAGGAGAAGUUUUGGCUGUCAAUCAUGAAAUUAGUAGGUUGCUAGUCUUUGUUUUUGAUGUCAAAUGGUUAUUUGUGGAAACGAAAUAUUAUACCUCCGCUGCAGGGAGGGAAGACGAGGCAUAGUGGGUGGUAAUGGAUCAUGGUCCUCGUGACUCAUUGACAAUCCAA